Molecule: messenger RNA, 951 nt
Organism: Postia placenta MAD-698-R-SB12
Lineage: Eukaryota; Fungi; Basidiomycota; Agaricomycetes; Polyporales; Adustoporiaceae
Exons: 10
Coding region: 1-951 (316 amino acids)
Source: RefSeq, a predicted model, not a curated record
AUGUCUGAGUCUAGCAUGAAUAAAGAACGAGUUCUUCAAUUGAUAUGGUAUGGCUUGAUCGGUGACUACAUUGAUAUCAUGACCAUGAGCAUCUUUGUGUAUGAUUCCAUCAUUUCCUUCAAUAUGGAAUGGCGAGCUGUCUGGGCUCGCAGAAUCACGGGUGCAGCUGCUAUAUAUGUUGCUCUCCGCUACGUGACCUUGGCAAGUGUCAUUGCGAGUGUCAUUAUAGACGACAUGCAAGCAUGUGAAGUGACAUUUGCCUCGAUCCGAGUCUUUGCUAUUGAUGGCCGGCAGUGGAGAAAUGCCUCCGUCGUGAUGAUAUUGGGGCUUGUACCCGUUGCCCUCAAUAUUUAUGGCUGCUCUCAAGAAUAUGUGUACUGUACUGCAGAGAUUUUGGCCAUCGAACGCUCAUUCUCUGCCUCCAAGAGCAACAAAGAAUCCCUCGCAUCUAUGUUAUUGCGUGACGGCACCGUCCAUUUUGUGCUAGUACUCUGCCUCAAUGUUGCCAACAUUGCAAGCGCAUUAUCGACAGAGAGCUUAUUCGACUUUUCCAUAUCUGUGGAAUUGAUCAGUACCGUGAUUCUAUGCCGCUUCUUCCUCAACCUCCGUCAUUUCUCAAGCAGCUCCGAUGUCAAUGAAAGUACUGUACCCUCCCUCGGAAGCACAUUCGCAAGGUUCGCGACGAGGGUCAUUGGCAACAUGGGCGAGACGCUCGAGGAUGACCCUCAGGCCUUUGACGAUGACUUGGAUUGUGAGCUCGAAAGGCACCCUGGCGCGGAAGAACUGGGCUCUGCGAACGAUUUUCAGGACGGUGCAAAUACUCCCUCAGGCACCCGAGCGGUCACUCUGUCAGUUCGCAAGCGGGAAGCUCAUGAGGCGACCGCCGACGAUUGGGAGGCACCUGAAGCCGCAGAUGAGGGUUUUGAUCGGCACGCAAUAGACAUUGUCUAG